This is a messenger RNA of Parnassius mnemosyne (clouded apollo), 5416 nucleotides long. The record is from the annotation of a GenBank genome assembly. NCBI's taxonomy places the organism in Eukaryota, Metazoa, Arthropoda, Insecta, Lepidoptera, Papilionidae.
GGCGAAGCGACGAAUCGUCUAUCAUAUUUACUGAUACUGUUAAUGCUUUCAGUUUCUUAAGUCAUGGGUGAAGAUAAAGGUAUUUAACUGUAUUUCUUGUUUUUUAAAUAUUAGUAACUAAAUUUUAGUGUGUAAAUUAUUUUCACGUUAUAGAUAGACGACGCAGGUCUCGUUCAAGAGAGAGACGAAGAACAAGAUCCCGUUCAAGGGAUCGAAGAGAAAAAAGAAGAAGUAAGUCCAGAUCUCCGUCUAAAAGAUCCCGUCGCCGUAAGCCCUCAUUGUACUGGGAUGUACCACCACCAGGUUUUGAACACAUUACGCCUCUGCAGUAUAAAGCCAUGCAGGCUGCCGGACAAAUACCAGCAAACAUCGUUGCAGAUACUCCUCAAGCAGCAGUCCCUGUUGUUGGAUCAACUAUAACGCGACAGGCCCGAAGACUAUAUGUCGGCAAUAUACCAUUUGGAGUUACAGAGGAGGAAACAAUGGAGUUUUUCAACCAACAGAUGCACCUUUCAGGAUUAGCUCAAGCAGCUGGCAAUCCUGUUUUAGCUUGUCAAAUUAAUUUGGACAAAAAUUUUGCAUUCCUUGAAUUCAGAUCUAUUGAUGAGACUACCCAAGCUAUGGCUUUUGAUGGGAUUAAUUUCAAGGGUCAAAGUUUGAAAAUUCGACGACCCCACGACUAUCAACCUAUGCCUGGUACAGAAAACCCAGCUAUAAACGUGCCAGGUAUGUUUAAAUAUGAUUCUGAUUACCUUAUUUACACAAAAUUAUUUAUCAAACAAAUUAUUUUUGGAGUGGGUGUUUAAAAUCGUAUAUAUUUAUUAUAUCAGGCGAAGGACUAACUAUAUAUUAGAUACCGCUGUAGUAUAGCAUCACUUGACACAACAUCAUAAUAUAUAGUGUAGUCAUGGGCAUUUUUGGAUUUGAAUGCAAAUGGAUAUUUAUCCAAUUUUAGAUAUCAAAAUCCGAUUUCAGUAGUGCUUAGUCAAGCUAAUUUGUUUGCGUAUUUAGAUUUCGUUUUAGAAGUUAACGAAGCGACAAAUGCAAAUGCAAUAUAGAAACUGAUUUGCGCGAUUAUCCUUUAUGCUUUAAUCUAGGCUUAGGACUAGCAGAAAAGUUUUGUAUGAAAUCAAAACUUAUCUGGCACAUUUUAAAAUCUGCAUAAUAUUUACAAUGUUUUCUUAAUAUAUUUUUUAUUUCCUAAAUCUGUACUUGUCUUUUGCAGCAAAUAAAUUAAAGCGUGAGAUUGUUUUAAAUAAGCUUCUAGAUUACCCAUUAUAGAUUUAUAUGAUAUAUUUUGACUACAUUAUUUAUACACUGCAACUCUAGAAGUUCUUUGUUUAAAUGAGUCCAUACCUCACUGGAUAUCUUUAAAAUCAAAACAGUUCUCGUCUAAUCAAUUAAAAAGGCUAAACAAUAAUUUAAAAUUUUGUACAGCCGACUUCAAUAUAAGUUAUUAAGAAUAACUCCAAUAACUCAAAAACUAUUGGUCUGACCUUGAUCCAUAUGGGACCACACGAGAAGUAUCAGCUUUUAUAUAAAAAAAGAAUCAUCGAAAUCGGUCCACCCAGUAAAAAGUUAUGAGGUAACACAUAUAAAAAAAAACAUGCGUCGAAUUGACUACCAUCUCCUUUUUGGAAGUCGGCAGAAAAGACUUGGUAGUCAAAAUAAUAAAAAAUAAUUAAAUGUUAUAUAAAAUUACUUAUAUAUGUUUAUAGUCACACACAAUUCACUUAGUUAACUUAUUUUUUUUACUUUAAACUGCUAAACAAACAGGCAAUAAACAUACUUGUAAUUACAACAUAUCCUGUAAUUCAUUGAUAUGACUGACCAGCAUGCACACACUUGUCACCAAGGUCAAAUUUGCAUCUUAACAAAAGCAACAUGAAAACAGAAGAUUAUUUAUAGUAAACAAACACUAAUCUAAAAACCAAAAUAAAUCGUCCAACAAUCUCGCAAAUAUAGUCUUUAACAACUUAAUAAUAAGAAUGAUAUUGAUUGCAUAUUUCAGAGAUUCUGGUAAGCAAACGUAAGCAUGGAACCAAAAUUCAUCAACACAUAAUCUCACAAAGCAAAUAUAGACUUGAAGUACUUAGAAAUAAAGAUAAUAUUGAGUGCAUAUUUCAAUGUGCAAUAGAUUUUCAUAGCCGACAUACCAAAAUCUAAAUCCUAAAUAUGUCAUGUUUGGUUAGAAAGAGAGAAACUGAGAAAGCGGAUUUCUAUGCAUCAGUUUGCGUUUGGAUUUGGGUAUUGUCGAUUUGUAUUCGUUUUGUGGUACAGAUUGUAAGAUCUAUAUGUCAAUUUUUGAAAUUGGAUUUUCUAGUUUGAGAAAUCGAUAUGUUUCGAUUUAUGUUUGAAAUCGGAUUUUACAUUCGUUUUGAUAUAUCUGACACAUGCCUAACAUAGUGUUCAUUAUUUAUGUAAUCUUUAAGAUCAUCUGACAACAUAAUAAUAAUUUAAAGUAUCUAUAAUUGACACUGAUUCAAACUUCGGACGAACCAUGAGCUCACAAAAGAAUGCUAGAUAUUGUAAUUGAGUAAUAUAGAUUUAUCCACUAUGAUUCUUUGUUGUAGAAUAUACUCAUUUUAGGGUAUCAUAGAUAUUAACCAAUAUGUAUAAAUAUACUUAGAUAUUAUAAUUUACAAUUUAACUGUAAAUUUAAGCAGACCAAAUCUGUCAAAAUUGCAUAUCACUAUGUAGGAGUGAUGUAUGUAAACUGCCCUCACGAUACAGGAGAAAAUCCUAGUGUGGAGGAAACAAAAAAUAAAGUACAAAUUUCCUUACAGUUACAAAAUUAUGUAGAUAUUAUCUGAUACAUAGAUAUUGAAAUAUAUAGAUUCAGUAUAUGAUAUUCAAUACAUAGAUACAAUUUGAUAUAAGGUAAGAUUGAGAGCAGAAUCGCACUAUGUCUAAUGUUUCAUAAUUUAUAUUGCAGCUGGUGUUAUUAGUACAGUUGUACCAGAUUCACCCCAUAAAAUAUUUAUUGGUGGUUUACCCAACUAUCUUAAUGAAGAUCAAGUAAGUGUAUUAUUUUUUUUAAUAAUAUUACAAAUGUCUAAUAUUUCUAGAUUUAAUAUAUUAAAAUAAACAUGAAUCAAAAUUUUAUACAUUUUAGUAUUAUCUUUCAAAUUAUAUUACAUUUAUGAAAUAGUAAUAUUGGCAUUCCUUCAGGACGACCUAACCUUAGCAAUGUACUUGUGAAAGCCUGUUAUGAUGAUAAUUAUUGAACAUAAUAUUUAUAGCAUAUUGUUUUGUAAUGUUCAAUACUUACAUUUUAUGAAUAAUAUUGCAUUUAUGACAAGUCUAGGAUGUCAAAACUAAUGAUUUUAAAAAUUCAACAUAAAAAUACAAAAAUUAUGUUUUUCAGAUGAUGUUCCAUCUUUUGUUCAGCCAUCUGUGAUGAAGCUUUUACAUAAUUUAAUAUUGUUACUUAUCUAGAAAAUAUUGCAAUUACAUUGAAAGAUUUAAACACUCUGUUACAAAUGGAGCGGGAAAUACAUAAUAAUAUUUGCAGGGCACUACCAUGCUCAAAAUAAAUAAGUUUCUUUUUGCUGUCGGGUAGAAUUAAGACAUGAACAUUUAUAUGAAAUCAGUUUUUAUUGACAUUUAUUAUCUAGAAACAAGAGAUGUCCAUCAAAAACCCAUCACUGAUGUGUCCAUUAUAUUUAUAGGUACACCUACAUUAAGAUAAAUAGAAAUAUUACAAAACUAUAGACAUUAGUAAUGUUAUACAAGUUGCAUUGACAUACAAUAUUUUUUUACAAUAUUGUAGUAAUAAGUGGAAUAGUUACAUUACACAUGUCGUAUAUAUUCAGAGAUGCUAAUGCAAGGACAGAGUUGACACGCCUACUGAACAUGCACAAGGACACUAAAACACCUAUUGGAAAGGCAAUAUUCUCAUUACAUUUUUUAAGUAAUAAUAUGCAAUAAUAUAUGCCUGGGGCACGCCUGUGCCCCACACAUGUAAUGGAGUGUUAAUUGCAAUGAAAGUGAAACAUUUAUUACUUGCAGUAUUUCCUAGAUUUAUUGAAUAUAGGCUAUGAAUAUAACAUCAAACAAAUGACAUAUUUUAGAAGGUUUAGAUAGUUCCCAUUAAAAAGAUCUAGAGGCCGCUGCCAUUUUCAGGACGAGAUUCAACAGUUGACAGGGCUAUGGUGCAGCAAGCAGUGAAUCGCGUUAUAUUUUGGUCCCUUUCAGGUAUUUUCAGGUACUCAUAACGGAUGAGCGUGUGCGUUUCACGCUCAAAAUAUUUUGAAACAAGUCACUGAUAGUUUGCUUUCUGCCCCUCCCUAGCAUAGAUUUGGCACAUUCGCGGCCCGCGUGUCACUGUUGUCUCUCAUUCUCAUCUAUACGUCUUGUACUUGAAUGAGACAUCGGCACUUCAAGGCAAGUCUCUUCCGUUCACAUCUGAUUUUAAUAUGCGGCUAGACACAGGUCAGAUUGCAUUAAUUUAUAUGUAUGCUGCAAUUUGCUAAGCAAAUGUUAACGGGAACAAUAAAUUAUCUGAAAAUGUAAUAGUUGUGUAAUAAUUAAUAAAUAUAUAUAUAUGUGUAUAAUAAACAAUUGUAUUAUGUAUGCACUCUAUUAUAAUAUACCAUAUUAGACUAACCUAUAUUUGUGUGAAACAGGUAAAAGAGCUUCUGAUGUCAUUUGGACAGCUUCGAGCUUUCAAUUUGGUGAAAGACUCCUCUACUGGUCUUAGUAAGGGGUAUGCAUUUGCUGAAUAUGUGGAUAUUUCUAUGACAGAUCAGGUAAAUAUUAUUGCCUGCAUCAUUUUUUAAUUGUUUAAAUAAAACCACUAAAUUUUUUUUAAAACCCAAUUAUUUUAAUAGGCAAUUGCAGGAUUAAAUGGUAUGCAAUUGGGUGACAAGAAGUUGAUUGUCCAACGAGCUAGCAUUGGAGCCAAGAACUCAACUUUAGCGAUGACUGGAGCUGCACCAGUGACUCUGCAAGUAGCAGGUCUGACGUUGGCUGGAGCCGGUCCAGCCACAGAAGUACUGUGCCUCCUCAAUAUGGUCACACCAGACGAACUCCGUGAUGAAGAAGAAUAUGAAGAUAUCCUUGAAGAUAUUAAGGAGGAGUGCAAUAAGUAUGGAUGUGUUCGUAGCAUUGAAAUACCGCGACCUCUGGAAGGCGUAGACGUACCAGGCUGUGGAAAGGUAUUCGUCGAGUUCAACAGUAUUGCGGAUUGUCAAAAAGCUCAGCAAACACUUACGGGUCGUAAAUUCAGUAAUCGUGUAGUGGUCACAUCGUACUACGAUCCCGACAAGUAUCAUCGCAGAGAAUUCUAAAUUGCAUCACUCAACCCACACAUUUCUUUUCAUAAAUAAAAUCCGUAAAACUGACAUUUUCAUCAUAGUGAUUUAAUUUUAAAUAUCUAAUGUAUUGAAAGUGGAAAUAAAGUAAAGAUACUUAU